Phaethon lepturus (White-tailed tropicbird) is the source of this 1278-nucleotide messenger RNA. Its product is annotated as A disintegrin and metalloproteinase with thrombospondin motifs 17-like. The record is from RefSeq and is a predicted model, not a curated record. The transcript has 10 exons. The annotation marks the transcript as partial. Gene Ontology annotation, molecular function: metalloendopeptidase activity. Lineage: Eukaryota; Metazoa; Chordata; Aves; Phaethontiformes; Phaethontidae. Gene Ontology annotation, biological process: extracellular matrix organization. Gene Ontology annotation, cellular component: extracellular matrix.
CAUUUGAUGUGUGCUGGGCUCUGGUGCCUGGUGGAAGGAGAUACAUCCUGUAAAACAAAGUUGGACCCCCCUCUGGAUGGCACUGAAUGUGGCGCAGACAAGUGGUGCCGAGCUGGGGAGUGUGUCAGUAAAACUCCCAUCCCUGAGCAUGUUGAUGGAGACUGGAGCAUGUGGAGUCAGUGGAGCAUGUGCAGCCGGACGUGUGGCACAGGAGUGCGAUUCAGACAGCGGAAAUGCGACAAUCCUCCCCCGGGGCCAGGUGGGAAGAACUGCCGGGGAGCCAGUGUGGAGCACACUGUGUGUGAGAACUUACCCUGCCCUAAGGGUGUGCCAAGCUUCAGGGACCAACAGUGCCAGGCCCAUGACAGAUACACCAACAAGAAGAAAAGCCUCCUGACAGCUGUCAUUGUUGAUGAUAAGCCAUGUGAGCUCUUCUGCUCUCCACUAGGGAAGGAUUCCCCUGUGCUGGUGACAGACAGAGUCCUCGAUGGCACUCCAUGUGGGCCUUAUGAGACCGACCUCUGUGUGCAUGGCAAGUGCCAGAAAAUUGGCUGCGAUGGAAUCAUUGGCUCAGCUGCCAAAGAGGAUCGCUGUGGAAUCUGCAGUGGUGAUGGCAAAACCUGUAAAGUGGUGAAAGGCGACUUCAACCACACCAAGGGCAUGGUAACCAAUAGUCAAUGUAAGAAGGUUUCUACAUGUGUGAUGGCAAAGGCAAAGGCUGUUCCCAAGUGUUUCUCGUGUUACAUCGAAGCAGCUGUCAUCCCUGCAGGUGCCCGGCGGAUCAGAGUGGUUGAGGAUAAACCUGCUCACAGUUUUCUGGCUUUAAAAGAUUCCAGUAAGAGAUCCAUUAACAGCGACUGGAAAAUUGAGCUUCCUGGUGAGUUUCAGAUCGCAGGCACUACUGUCCGGUACGUGCGAAGGGGUCUGUGGGAGAAAAUCUCUGCCAAAGGACCAACUAAAAUACCACUGCACUUGAUGGUGUUGUUAUUUCAUGACCAGAAUUAUGGAAUUCAUUAUGAAUACACUAUUCCUGUAAACUAUACUGCUGAAAACAGAAGCGAGCCAGAAAAGCAACAGGAUUCUUUGUACAUCUGGACGCACAGUGGAUGGGAAGGGUGCAGUGUGCAGUGUGGAGGAGGUGAACGGAAAACUAUUGUGUCCUGUACUCGAAUUAUUAACAAGACCAUGACACUGGUGAACGACAGUGACUGCCAACGAGUGAAUCGCCCUGAGCCCCAGGUCAGGAAAUGUAACACACACCCCUGCCAGUCACGGUAA